This is a messenger RNA of Caenorhabditis briggsae, 264 nucleotides long. The transcript has 2 exons. The coding region runs from base 1 to 264 and encodes 87 amino acids. NCBI's taxonomy places the organism in Eukaryota, Metazoa, Nematoda, Chromadorea, Rhabditida, Rhabditidae. The record is from RefSeq and is a predicted model, not a curated record.
AUGGUUGGCGAUGUAACCAUCGUGAUAAUCUUACAAUCCGGAUCUGGUGGAAGCUCACAAAGUGGAUCGGCAAGCUCAAAAGUGCUGCGAACACGAACGCGAACAAACUCUUUCGGAGAGUCGGACAUGCUGUUUUUUCUCCUGCAAAACGGAAGAUUGAGAAGAUCAGAAGAAAGGCUCAAAAAACUUAGAAAAGUACAAGAAGGAAAAGAAAAAGAAAAAGAACAGCGCCUAAACCCAAUCCCUAUAACAGAACACGACUAG